Teleopsis dalmanni is the source of this 1220-nucleotide messenger RNA. RefSeq lists its product as uncharacterized. The transcript has 3 exons. Lineage: Eukaryota; Metazoa; Arthropoda; Insecta; Diptera; Diopsidae. Gene Ontology annotation, molecular function: cyclin-dependent protein serine/threonine kinase inhibitor activity. Gene Ontology annotation, cellular component: nucleus. The coding region runs from base 546 to 1220 and encodes 224 amino acids. The record is from RefSeq and is a predicted model, not a curated record. Gene Ontology annotation, biological process: regulation of cell cycle.
UUUUAAAAUUCUAUUCGAUUUUUUUAACGAAAAAAAAGUUUAUGAAAAUCAUUACGAUUGUGACGAAAGAGAAGAUCAAAGAAAACUCUACACGACAGUGCAAGUGUAUAAAUACAAGCAAUUGUGGUUGCUUAAACAUUUAUUAACAAAAACUAUAUAAAAACUUUAAUUAAAAAGUUUAAAGUGAAAAUAAAUAAGUAUAAAAUAUAUAUUAUUUACUCCGUUUUUUGGUACAGAAAUUAUAACUACUCUCUUGGUUAUACUCUCCUGCUCCCUUGAAUCCCCUUUGGUUUAGUGAAGGUGGAGCACGAAACUGUACCUCAAAUUCAAAGACACUAUUGGGGAAAUAUUUUUGGCGCGAAUUUUGACAUUUAAUAGUGUCAAAGCAAAAGAAAAUUGUAAAAAAAACUUUUUAAAGAACACUUAACAAAUAACAAACCAAAAUAUUGCCUCAAGGUUAUUCAACAUCAACAAUUUAAUGACGCAAUUCAGUAUUUUGCAUUUGUGAGUUAAUAUAUUAUUUAUUAAAAAACAUUUAUAAAGAAAUGUCCGCUGCUCGCGUAUUAAAUCCAAUUGUACUGUCGGAGUUCUGUAAGCUCCGACCCAGUCCAUCAACAGUCAACAAUUUAUCUUGUGGACGUCAACUAAAUCGCAUUAAACGUGACCUUUUCGGUUCAGUUAAUCCUGCUGAAAUAAACAAAUAUGCAUCAGAUGAACUUGAAAAGAAUCACGAAAAAGCUGCCAAAAAAUGGGGUUUUGAUUUUCGGAAUGGAAUGCCAAUAAAAUGUAAUUCGCACUUCGUAUGGGAACGUGUGACUUUCCAAGAGGCAACAAACUCACCCGAAAUGUAUACACUUACACGUGCGGCACAUGUACGUCCAGUGACAACACCACCAACUCCUAUCGAUUUGUUAAUAGAUGAACGUGCUGAACGUGAAAAUUUCAUCAGCUCUGCAACAGAUACGGAUUCAUGUGAUGAAUCGCAGGACGAAGCAACAGUAACAUUUAAGGUUCCAACUAUAGUUGGCCAUAGCAAUAAAACUACAAAAAUUACAUUGCCCAGCAGUAAACCUAAUUUGCGUAAACGUCAACCGAAGAUAACAGGUAAGAUAUAUAAUUAUUUACACAUAUCAAAAAAUAAGAACUUAUUGUUCAGACCUAAUGAUCAACUAGCUGAGUGCAUUAAGAAAAAAGCAAUUGAAGUGUACUUCUUCUUGUAA